CUGAAACGAGAAAUAGCCCCAAAGUGCUGAGGGAGGGAGAGUGUAGACAAAUGAUAACACGUGUAUUUGUUUAUAUCACGUGACUACCUUUCAGUCACGGGUCACUGCAGCGAAAAUAUUUCCUCACAGCUAUCGAGCAACUAUGGCGGCAGAGGAGAUAGCUAUUACUUCAGAAAAGCUUACACAGUUGAAGCAAGAGGCUGAAAAUGGAUCAGAGGAAUCACAAGUAUUUCUGGCUAAAUAUUUCCUCCAGUUGGCUGAUUCAGGCAUUGAUACUGAGGAGAAUAAGACCCAGGCAUUGGAUUGGCUGAUUCAGGCAUCGAAACAAGGAAGCGAAGAUGCAACAGAUGUUUUGAAGAAAUAUGUUGAUCGUGGAAUUGAGAUUGAUGAGAAUCGCUCCCAGGAGAUCAAAUGGUGCCUGACAACGAGUUCGGCGGAGAAGCACAUUCGCCAGGCUGCUCGGAACCUGUUCCAUCGCCUAAAUACGUCUCACAAGAAUGUCAUAUCACGCGAGGAAUACCUUGGGGCUGUCAAAUCAGUCACUGAUAAAGUCCAGGAACAAAAGCUACUCAUGGCUGCAGGUAAAAAGAUUGGAGACAACAUAACUGAGAAUGAUUUUGUGAAAAUGUUAUCCAAAAAGAUCCAAGGGAAGAUAACUCUAACUUCAGAUGAACUUGCGGAAACAAACAUAUCUUAUGAGUCGGCUGGAUAUACAACUAGAAUUCUCAAGUACCCUAAGCAGACAGUGAGUGUGAUUAUUGACCAAGCGCUGGAGUUCUCCUCAAAGGAAGGCAUGAACUGGGUGAUCUCACUGAUCCCAACCAACCAGCUCUACCUUCUCGGCCUGCUUUUCAUCUACAGUUUCCUUACACCAGCCUUCUUGUUGUUUCUUGUCCCCCUGUGCAUAUUUUACUUGUCUUUCACAGCCUUGGUGAUGUCGACCCUGCAGAUGUUCUAUAAGAAGAAGAAACGAUCAGACGCAACCACUCUAGCCAGCAUCUUGAAAGAGUAUGACGUCACCAUCGACUUAGACAAGACAGAGUCACAGUAUACUUGGAACUCAAUGAUGCCAUACUUGGUGUUCUUCGGCAAUUUGCUGGUGGCCAUUGCUUCGUUUGCUGUAGCGAACAAGUCAUACAUACCUUGUGCUGAGGUCUGUAUUGUUUCUCUUGUCAUGACAGGCUUUUGUUUCUUUGGUCUAAGUGACCAUCAUGACAAACUGACAAUAUUUGCCAUGAUGUCCAACUUCCUGGCAUCUCUUCCAGUCUUUCUGCAUGUCCCCAAUGUCCCAGUUUUAAAACAGGCUGUUGGUCUUCUUACACAACCGUUCUUUGCCUUCGACAUGGGAUUUGGUGUGAAACUGAAUAUCAGUUUCCCAUCUGUAGCUUAUGCCAUUAUACCACUGUUUUUUUUAAGAAUGGCAAUGCAGAAAUCAUGGCAGGGAACCUACAGAGUUUUGAUUCCACAUCUAGUCUGCUAUUUCUGGUGGAAUUUUGUGACCUCGACCUUCCCAUUCACCUCAUGGCUUGGCCUUAUUCGAGCGACAUUUGGUUAUCUUCUUCUUCCUAUCAUUCUACCAGUCAGCUUUGUGGGCUUUCUUGGUGUGGCAGGUUUCGGAAUCUACAAGGCUUUUCAAUCAGCCAUGAUCGGCAAAGUCAUCAUCACGGUCUGUUUGUUGGCAGUUCCUGCUGUGCUCUCACAGACCAAAUCAUUGUUUGGGAAGAAUUUUAAUGCCAAGAUAGGCAUCCCUAAGAAAGUUCUGAUGAUUGUUUUCUCUUUGUUGGCCAUUGUUCCUUUGAUUUUUGUUCAACUCCCAUCCUUUGAGACUAAACAUGCUGUUCCUCUAACCUGGAACAGCUAUUCGAAGCUCUGCAUACCGGGAUCUGAUCACUCAGUUGCUGCAACACAGAUGAAGUGCAGCUAUCUGACAGGCAUGAAGGUGAUGUGGAUGGGAACACUUCAAACUGUAGCAGUUGCCAAAACAGAAAACACUGCUGAAUCUGUGUUUAAGAGUUUGCCAUCCUUCCUGACCAAACCUCUUAAAUGUAUUUUCGGAGUCAGGUUUGAAGACUGUCAGAAAAUAUUGAAUGAGCAAAACCGUGAACUCUGUGAGAUAAUAAGAACACGUGGGGAGGACUGCCAUGUGAAAAACCAUGAUGAAUACCAGUUUGAACUGUCCAUCAAUAUUGAUGAUGUCACAAUUAAAUUAAGUGCAGGCCAUGAUUUCAACAGCACAAUUCUAGCACUUAACCACGGAGAGGAGGUGAAGUUUAAUGCCACUCUUGCAGGUAAUGUUGGUACAUCAAGCCCAAAGCUGAAACUGACCUCUAUAACCUCUCUAAACCGACUUGACAUGGUGACCAUGACCGUGUUGGAAGAUGAUCAGGACUUGUACAUGAAUGUCAUGCAGGAAGCCAUUUCUGUUACCUUCAACUUCAUCUGGUUUCCUGUAUUUGAAUACUCAAUCAAAUAAAACUAUGCACAUUGACAAACCUGCUGUAAAAGCAUCUUGUAUAAAUACCACCUCAGUAUAUAAUCAAAAUAUAACAACCACACAUUUGUAAAGGGAAUGUAGUACAAAAGCCACACAAUAAAGGUGCUAUAUCAAAGAUGCAUAAUAUUGGUUUCUAUCAAAAAAAUAUUAACUUUUUUUUUUUUUUUUUUUUUUUAAUGACAUGUCUAGAGCAUAUUGAUUUAUUAUUCAUUGGUUAUUGGAU
Molecule: messenger RNA, 2717 nt
Organism: Gigantopelta aegis
Lineage: Eukaryota; Metazoa; Mollusca; Gastropoda; Neomphalida; Peltospiridae
Product: wolframin-like
Exons: 5
Coding region: 143-2473 (776 amino acids)
Biological process (GO): endoplasmic reticulum unfolded protein response; calcium ion homeostasis
Cellular component (GO): endoplasmic reticulum membrane
Molecular function (GO): protein binding
Source: RefSeq, a predicted model, not a curated record